Molecule: messenger RNA, 996 nt
Organism: Camellia sinensis
Lineage: Eukaryota; Viridiplantae; Streptophyta; Magnoliopsida; Ericales; Theaceae
Source: RefSeq, a predicted model, not a curated record
AUGGAGGUUGAUUCAAAUGGUGGUAACAAUCCUUCAGUAAAUGAGGGUGAACAAGUUGAAGAACCUAAGAAGGGUAUGUAUUUUAGCUCAAAGGAAGAAGUGUACACAUUUUAUGGAAAAUAUGCUAAGCAUGUUGGAUUUUCUAUAGCUUGUAGAGCACAACAUUUUGGAGAUGAUGAGCAAUUAAAAAACUUUGCAAUUGAAUGUUCUCGAGCGGGGGAGAGGAAAAAAAAAUCAAAAGUGAACCCUUUGAAGCCAUCUUUGUCAACAAAAAUUGGUUGCAAAGCAAGGGUACAAGGUAGUCUACAAAAGGAUGGGAGAUAUAUGUUAACCACAGUUAACCUUGAGCAUAAUCAUGAUUUGAUUCCCACUGAUUCACGUCAUUUUGCAAUGAAUAAGAAAAUUCUUACUCCUAUGAAGAGACGAUUAGAAAUUAAUGAUGAAGCGGGGAUUGGGGUGUCUAGGAACUAUCAUUCAAUGGUUGUUGAAGCGGGGGGGAGGGGGGGGUACGAGUCAUUGACAUUUGAUGAGCGAGAUGCAAGGAAUUACAUUGAUAGAGCUAGAAGAUUGAGGCUUGGGGAAGGUGAUGCCCAAUCACUUCAAAGUUAUUAUAUGAGAAUGCAACCACAUAGUGAGAAAUUCUUUUAUGUGAUUGAUGUUGAUGACGAGUGUCGCAUUAGAAACUUGUUUUGGGCUAAUGCAAGGAGUCGGGCUACUUAUGAAGCAUUUGGAGACGUUGUUUCAUUUGACAAGACUUAUCUGACCAACAAAUAUGACAUGUCAUGUGCUCCAUUUGUAGGAGUUAAUCACCAUGGACAGUCCAUUUUACUUGGGUGUGGAUUGUUAUCUAGUGAAGACACUGACACAUUUGUUUGGCUAUUUAAGUCGUGGUUAAGUUGCAUGUCAAAUCGUCAUUCAAAAGCUAUCAUAACUGAUCAGUGCAGAGCUAUGCAAAAUGCUAUAGAUAUUGUAUUUCCACAGGCUCGACAUCGAUAG